AUGGAGGCGGCCUCCGCCUACCUCCCCGACGACGUCGUCAUCGAGAUCCUCGCGCGGCUGCCAGCCAAGCAGCUCUGCCGCUUCAAGUGUGUCUCCCGGACCUGGCGCCGCCUCAUCUCCGAUCUCGCCCACAGCGACAGGUUCGCGCAGACAUUGUCAGGCCUCUUCUACUACCGACACCGUCCCCAUGAUGGCGCCCACCGGCCCUGCUUUGCCGGUUUGCGCGCGCCUCCGCCUCCCGGAGUCGACACGGCGCUCUCCUUCUUGCCGCCGAGUUGUGCGGGGAUGGAGCUGCUCGACUCCUGCAACGGGCUCCUCCUCCUGCGCAGCUCGCGUGUCCCGUGGUCGCCUCGGCCCCGCUUCUACGUCGUGUGCAAUCCCGCCACCGGCGACUGGGUUACCUUGCCACAGCCGAGCCACGCCCCAGGGGAGAUGUGCUAUGAUGAUGCGAUGAUGGCAGACAAGAACACCUGCGUUGCUGCGCUAGGCUUUGAUCCGGCCACCUCAUUGCACUUCCAUGUGUUUCAGUUGGUGGAGAAGGAGGACCAAUUUGUGGAUGUCGUCGUUGCGAUGGAGAUCUAUUCGUCUGAAACUGGCAAAUGGAUUCUGAAGGAAAGUGGGUGGAGUAAAUCCAUACUCUGCAAUCUUCAGAUGACCUACCUCAAUGGCUUCCUACAUUUUGGCAUCAUCGACGACGAUGCAGUUGCCUCGGUGGACACCAAAGGGCAGACAUGGAGAGUCACCCAUGUACAGCAGCGUCGUGACGACCCUGAUGACGGUGGCGAUGGCUUUGUUGGUCAUUCUCAGGGGCGCUUGCUCUAUGUGGAUGCCAACCUGAAUGAUGAUUCCAUCUCAAUCUAUGUUCUUGAGGACCAUGACGACAGAUGGGAAUGGACCUUGAAGCACAGCGUCAGCAAACUGGAUCUGAUUCAACCAAGAAAGUCACCACGUGGAGUGUAUUUCGGCGUUGCAGCAAUUCAUCCAGAUGAUGACUUGAUUUACUUCUACGAAGGUGAAAGACUCAUGUCCUAUGAUAUGACUCAUGGGAUUGUGCAUGUUAUCUGCACUCUCAGUGAAGUGUCACCCGUCCACCGCCCAUUUCUACCAUAUGUUCCGUUCUACUCAGGGCCUUUAGCAUCGCCAAGUGCUGACUAG
Sorghum bicolor (sorghum) is the source of this 1155-nucleotide messenger RNA. RefSeq names its product F-box protein At5g49610. The coding region runs from base 1 to 1155 and encodes 384 amino acids. NCBI's taxonomy places the organism in Eukaryota, Viridiplantae, Streptophyta, Magnoliopsida, Poales, Poaceae. The transcript has a single exon. Gene Ontology annotation, molecular function: protein binding. The record is from RefSeq and is a predicted model, not a curated record.